CAUGGUGACACACCUACUUCACUUUUGUUUUACUUCCGCAAACUAUUUUUUUUCUUUCUCCCAGCAGUUGCUUGUUCUUGGUCGGACUUAUUACAAAGCUCUCUCUGGCUAAACAGAUCUAUUUUCGUUUCGGAAAAUGAGCGACAUAAAGAUAAACGAGUCAAGUCAAGUGGAGGACAAGGCGGAGGAGAAAGAGGAGGAGAAAGACUGGGCCGCGGCCAAAGCGUUUUUUGAACACCUCAAAACAAACAAACCGAGACCGCCUAAACCCGGGUUUGCUGUCACCAUCGCUGUAUCAUCCCGGACUCUCUUCAACAUGGUGGCGGAGAGGCUCAUUUAUGAAAAGGAAGGAGUGGAGAAGUACGUGGCUUAUCAGGUUGAACACGAGAAUGAGCCUUUGAAGCCGGGACCUGCUUUCCAAUUCGUCAAGGCGCUGAUGACGGUCAACGCUCGGCUGAGGGAGCUCUACCCGGACAGCGAGGAGUUGUUUGACAUUGUCCUCAUGACAAACAACCACGCCCAAGUUGGAGUUCGCCUCAUCAACAGCAUCAAUCACUAUGAUUUGACCAUCGAGAGAUUCUGUAUGACUGGAGGGAAAAGUCCCAUCGGCUACCUCAAAGCUUACAUGACCAAUCUGUAUCUCUCCAAGGAUGCUGAUAAAGUCACCGAGGCCAUUGACGAAGGCAUUGCUGCGGCCACAAUGUUCAUGCCCGAGACAGAGAAUGAGCUGUGCGACAAUCAGCUGAGGGUGGCUUUCGAUGGUGACGCCGUCCUCUUCUCGGAUGAGUCGGAGAUCAUUGUGAAGCAAAGGGGCCUGGACAGCUUUUUUGAGCAUGAGAAGAAAUUUGAGAACAAACCACUUGCUCAGGGCCCCUUGAAGUGCUUCCUGGAGGCUUUAGGGAAGCUCCAGAGAAAAUUUUACGCCAAAAACGAGCGUUUGGAUUGCCCCAUAAGAACCUUCCUGGUCACGGCCCGGAGCGCCGCCAGCUCGGGGGCUCGAGUGCUGAAGACCCUUCGCAGUUGGGGACUGGAGGUGGACGAGGCUCUCUUCCUGGCCGGAGCCCCAAAAGGGCCCCUGCUGCAGAAGAUAAAACCGCACAUCUACUUUGACGACCAGAUGUUUCACAUUGAGGGGGCCAAAGAACUGGGCACCAUCUCCGCUCACGUCCCCUACGGAAUCGGACAGAAGUACCACAGGGGCAAACUCAUCGAGCAGCCAAAAAAGGAGUGAACUGCUUAAGGAGAAAAGAUGAUACAUUGAAUUUGUACUACAGUUUUAUAUUCUGAGGAAAAAGGAUUAUAGAGUAUAUCAUCUUGUCAUAAAGUUUGCAGUUUACUGGAGACGUUUGUUACGGUAUAGGGCUUUUGUAUUUUGUAUUUUCUAGUUUUUUAAAUGACUUUUCAAACCACCUUACUGUGUAUUUUAAAAGCGAGAGAUUCACCAGCCCACACACUUUCACUCAGUUUUGUACUGAACCGUGCUAAAAAAGUUAACUUAUUUUGUUGCUUUUUCCUGUUGUAGUCAUGGAAGCACACAACGAUCUUUUCUAGCAUUAAUUGAUUUGUUUUGACUUGAAAACUUUGUAUUUGUCAUCACGUGAUAGCCAAGCCUUCAACUGUUACUUCCUGUCAGCACUUUUGCGAUUGUAUUUACCUAGUUUUACGUCAUGUUUGAUAUAAAAGCGUCAAACACUA
Messenger RNA from Hippocampus zosterae (dwarf seahorse), 1695 nucleotides. Its product is annotated as cytosolic 5'-nucleotidase 1A-like. Gene Ontology annotation, molecular function: 5'-nucleotidase activity; nucleotide binding; magnesium ion binding. The transcript has 6 exons. Gene Ontology annotation, biological process: adenosine metabolic process; nucleotide metabolic process. The record is from RefSeq and is a predicted model, not a curated record. Bases 137 to 1231 code for a protein of 364 amino acids. NCBI's taxonomy places the organism in Eukaryota, Metazoa, Chordata, Actinopteri, Syngnathiformes, Syngnathidae. Gene Ontology annotation, cellular component: cytosol; cytoplasm.